Messenger RNA from Helobdella robusta, 2456 nucleotides. RefSeq lists its product as hypothetical. Lineage: Eukaryota; Metazoa; Annelida; Clitellata; Rhynchobdellida; Glossiphoniidae. Bases 207 to 2456 code for a protein of 749 amino acids. The record is from RefSeq and is a predicted model, not a curated record. Gene Ontology annotation, biological process: ubiquitin-dependent protein catabolic process; negative regulation of BMP signaling pathway. The transcript has 20 exons. Gene Ontology annotation, molecular function: ubiquitin protein ligase activity; protein binding.
CGUUCUCAAUUCAAAGUUUCGAAAUUUUUUGGACCGAAAAUGUAACAGUUGCAUUUAAGUUACAUUUUAGCUUUUAUCUACUAAAUAAGCUUCCGUUUUCAAAUGUUUGCUUGUAAAUGGAUAAUGGAAUGUAACGUUUGACGAAUUAAAGAUUGAUUUGAUUGUUUUUAUUAUUUAUGUAAUUUUAAUAAUAAUAUAAUUUAAAAAUGGCUAGUCACAGUGGCAGGCGAUCUGGCCAAACUAAAAUGAGACUGACCGUUUUCUGCGCAAAGAAUUUAACAAAGAAAGAUUUCUUUCGCCUACCAGACCCAUAUGCAAAGGUUGUUGUCGAAGGGACGGGUCAGUGCCAUGUGACUGAGUGCUGUAAGAAUACUUUGGAUCCCAAGUGGAACCAACUAUUUGAUCUAUAUGUAGGACCAAAAGAUUCCAUCCUCGUCUCCAUAUGGAACCAGAAGAAGGCACACAAGAAGCAAGGAGCCGGAUUCCUGGGAUGUGUUCGCAUCAUGAGCAAUGCCAUUCAGAGGCUCAAAGAUUCUGGAUUUCAAAAGAUUGAACUACAAAGAAGUAGCACAGAUGAUGUCAUCCGAGGAUACGUGGUCAUCAGUCUGUCCACCAGAUCCUCAUCUACCUCCACCAGCAGUCCACCACCAUCUUGUCACGUUCACUUACACCAAGAUGAUGUUUUUGGAGUAUGGGAAGAAAGAAGGUUCUCCACUGGUAGAGUCUUGUAUUUGAAUCACAUUACAAGAUCCACACAAUGGGAACGACCAACGAGCAACUCCACGACCGCAUCAACGACGACAUCAACUACCACCACAACCAUCAGUACCGCAAUCUCUAACUCCAAUCAUAACAGUCACAGCAAUAACAACAACAACACGUCCGGUCUGAACCUGAACAUCGAUCAUCGAAGGCCGAGAUCAACGAGACACGAGAACUACCUUAACAGAUCACAUCUCCAUCAAACUGCCAACCUACCUGAUGGUUAUGAACAAAGAACAACGGCCCAGGGCCAGGUUUACUACCUGCACACACAAUCAGGUGUCAGUUCGUGGCACGACCCUCGUGUGCCCAGAGAUCUGACACAGAUCUGCAACGACGACGUGCUGGGUCCGAUGCCUCUAGGCUGGGAGAAGAGAAUGACAUCAACUGGUCGGCCCUAUUUCGUAGACCACACAAGGAGGACCACCCAAUUCACCGACCCUCGACUCCCCGCCAACCUGUCAAUCAUUCAACAGAGAUUCAGUCCAUGUGAUCAGACUCCGCCCCCAUCCAUCGAUCUGCGAUGUGAUUCGCCGCUACCGAAGUACAAGAGGGACUUGGUGCAGAAGUUGAAGAUGUUGAGGCAGGAACUGCACGCCCUCCAACCACAGGCCAGUCACUGCCGGAUCGAGGUGUCCAGGGAGGAAAUAUUCGAAGAGUCAUACAGAGCCAUAAUGAAAAUGAGGUCGAAGGAGUUAAAGAAGAGGUUGAUGGUGAAGUUUCGUGGAGAGGAAGGACUCGAUUAUGGUGGGAUCGCCAGAGAAUGGUUGUACCUGCUGUCCCAUGAAAUGCUCAAUCCAUAUUAUGGACUCUUCCAAUACUCAAGGGAUGACAUCUACACGCUACAAAUCAAUCCAGACUCUGGCAUCAAUCCUGAGCACCUCUCCUACUUCCACUUUGUCGGUCGCAUAAUAGGGAUGGCCAUCUUCCACGGGCACUACCUCGACGGGGGGUUCACUCUGCCAUUCUACAAGCAACUCCUGGGCAAGCAGAUUUCCCUGGAUGACCUGGAAGCUGUUGACCCUGACCUCUAUCGCAGUCUCGUCUGGAUACUUGAGAACGAUAUAACGGGGGUGAUUGACAACGUGUUCUGCGUGGACCACGAGGCAUUCGGGGAGAGGAAGGAGCACGAGCUGAAGACUGGGGGUAGGGACGUCCCCGUCACGCAGGAGAACAAGAAGGAAUAUGUCAAGUUAUACGUAAACUGGCGGUUCAUGCGGGGUGUUGAGGCACAGUUUGCAGCUCUACAAAAAGGUCUCAAUGAAUUGGUGCCUCAGCAACUGCUGAAACCAUUUGAUGAGAGGGAGAUUGAGCUGAUGAUCGGUGGUCUGGGUAGGAUUGAUGUUGAAGACUGGAGGAAGAACACGAGGCUGAAGCACUGCACGUCAUCGUCUGACGUGGUCGUCUGGUUCUGGAGGGCUGUCGAGGAGUACGAUGAGGAGAGGAGGGCCAGGCUGUUGCAGUUCGUUACGGGCAGCUCGAGGGUACCUCUGCAGGGGUUCAAGGCUCUUCAAGGUCGUGGGGGGGGUCCUCGUCUCUUCACCAUCCAUCAAAUCGAAGCUUCAACUGACAACCUACCCAAGGCACACACCUGCUUCAAUCGCAUUGACAUACCGGCUUAUGAGAGCUACGAGAAGUUCUUCGACAAGUUGACCUGCGCAGUCGAAGAAACGUGUGGAUUCACAGUAGAAUGA